This is a messenger RNA of Anolis sagrei ordinatus, 1438 nucleotides long. It is a transcript of the gene HOXD13, whose product is annotated as homeobox D13. Gene Ontology annotation, molecular function: RNA polymerase II cis-regulatory region sequence-specific DNA binding; DNA-binding transcription factor activity, RNA polymerase II-specific. Gene Ontology annotation, biological process: regulation of transcription by RNA polymerase II. The record is from RefSeq and is a predicted model, not a curated record. Lineage: Eukaryota; Metazoa; Chordata; Lepidosauria; Squamata; Anolidae.
UCCCUCCCUCGCUCCCUCCCAACGUGGCCUUCGUUUUUAUAAACCAUCCCGAGCGAGCGCGGCGAGGAGGGGUGGCCGCUGAUCCGCCCGCCUGUCUGCUGGCUGGCUGGCCCCUUCUUCCCACAGAGGGCUCGCCAUGAGCGCCGCUGGGCCGCCGCCGCCGGGCCAAGACGGGGAAGAGGAGGAGAAGCAGCAGCAGCAGGAGCCAAAGAAGCAGAAGAAGCAACAGGAUCCUUUUGCGCGGGAAGCAUGAGCCGAGCAGCGGGCGGCUGGGAGAUGGAGCCGCUUCGGGGAGACGCAGGAGGAGGCGGAGGGGGGAGUAGCAGCGGAGGCGGAGGACACUGCCGCAACUUCCUCUCCCCGCCGGCCUUCGGGAGCACGCCGCCGAACCGCCCGGGGGCUUCCUCCUCCUCCUCCGCUUCAGGCUUCCUUUACGAGCGCUCGGCCGGGGCUCGCUCGUCCUCGUCCUCCUCGGAGGCGCCUUCUUCCAAGGACUGCAGCGGCGGCAGCGGCGGGCCCUCGACGGCGGCGCCCCCUCCCUCCGCCACGGCCACCGCUGCCGCUGCUGCCGCCGCCGCUCUGGGCUACCACCCGGGCUACCACCCCUUCGGCAACGGCUACUACAGCUGCCGCAUGGCCCACGGGGUCGGGCUGCAACAGAACGCCGCGCUCAAGGCCUCCCCACACGCCGCCGCCUUCCCCGUGGAGAAGUACAUGGACGUGGCCGGGCUGGGCCCCGGAGGGGCUGGAGCGGCGGCCGUGGGAGGCGGCGGAGUGGGCGUGGGGGGCGUCGGAGAGGCCUCCACCCGGGCCAAGGAGGUCUCCUUCUACCAGGGCUAUGCCGCCGCUGCCGCCGCUGCCGCCGCCGCCGGAGGGCCCUACCAGCACGUGCCCGCGGGAUACCUGGACGUGGUCUCCACCUUUGGCUCCGCGGCGGCGGCAGCAGCAGCCGGGGAACCCCGCCACGAGGCCUACAUCUCCAUGGAGGGCUACCAGUCCUGGACUCUGGCCAACGGGUGGAACGGGCAGGUGUACUGCGCCAAGGACCAGGGCCAGGGCUCCCACUUUUGGAAGUCCUCCUUCCCAGGAGACGUGGCCCUCAACCAGCCCGAGAUGUGCGUCUACCGCCGCGGGCGGAAGAAGCGGGUGCCUUAUACCAAGUUGCAGCUGAAGGAGCUGGAGAGCGAGUACGCCCUCAACAAGUUCAUCAACAAGGACAAGCGGCGGCGGAUCUCGGCGGCCACCAACCUCUCCGAGAGGCAGGUCACCAUCUGGUUCCAGAACCGCCGCGUCAAGGACAAGAAAAUCGUCUCCAAGCUGAAGGACAAUGUCUCCUGAUCCGGGACCUCCGCCUCGCCUUCUCCUUGGCUUUGAAAAAGACUUGAAAUAUAUUUAAUAUUUCUCCGUCACCCUUAAUUUUUUUAAGUAAAGGGGGUAU